Centropristis striata (black sea bass) is the source of this 5887-nucleotide messenger RNA. It is a transcript of the gene kank2, whose product is annotated as KN motif and ankyrin repeat domains 2. The record is from RefSeq and is a predicted model, not a curated record. Lineage: Eukaryota; Metazoa; Chordata; Actinopteri; Perciformes; Serranidae. Bases 854 to 3985 code for a protein of 1043 amino acids. Gene Ontology annotation, biological process: negative regulation of transcription by RNA polymerase II; negative regulation of actin filament polymerization; negative regulation of intracellular estrogen receptor signaling pathway. Gene Ontology annotation, molecular function: protein binding. Gene Ontology annotation, cellular component: cytoplasm. The transcript has 13 exons.
AAUUCAAUAAUCUGUGAUGUCAUCAGAAUGUAAAGUCAAUGGGCUGCAUAUGGCAGAAGCUAGAAAACUUGAUUGAUUAGGUGUCAUCAUUGGGUCCAGUAUCUUGUUCUUAUAAUACAUCCAUGCAAUUGGAUCUGACGUGACCCGCCUUAAUGUGUCUAGUUUUGUUUAAUUAGUUGGUUUUAAUUGGUUUGGUGAGGAUGGGUGGGGCUGGACUUUGCCAUUUUAGGAAAACAACUAUUGUGACAGGUGACAGGUAUUAAGAAUAACUAUAUAGAAAUAGCAAUUAUUCUUGUUUGGUUCUGUAGGCCACAUAGAUGCAUUAGUUUUAAAUUGAGACUGUCUAACAACCAUUUAAAACCCGUUAUCGCUGCUUGGAGCAGAAGGUUCCGCAUGUCUAUGAAGGGCCAUGGAGGUCUUAGGACGGCCUUCAAAGACAUUAAAAUGUUGCUGGAGGUGUUUGUAUUUCCUUGAAGGCCACUUUCUUGCAGGUCCAUGAAGAAGCAUGUAUCCUUGGAGGUAAAUAAAGCUCUUUCGCAUGACUGGAACCGCCUGUGACGUGAUGGAGGUACAGUGUGAGCUGCCUGCUCAGCCUCGUGGCCGCUGGCCCUUUAAGAGGAGAGGGAGAGAGGGAGGGGGCGCGGAGCAUCUUGGCUGCGGUGUUUUUGUCUCUGUCAGUGAGCGCUCCUGGGCCGAGGCGGCUGAAAGGAUUUCCAGAGAGGGAAGGUGCUGACUGUUGCGAGUGCAAGAAAAGGAAGGGAGAGCAAGGAGCCUGGGAGGAGAGAUCCUGUCCUUGCAGCGCAAGCAGCUGGUGAGAGUUGGUGGGUGACUGAAGAGCAGCCACUGGCUCAUUAUGGCUCAGGUGCUGCAUAUGGACCCCGGCUUCCCAGGGAAACUCAACCCGCCUGCUCCCCCUUCCCUGCACGGCAAAGAACAGGAGGCACCCUACUCAGUGGAGACCCCCUAUGGCUACCGUCUGGACCUAGACUUCCUCAAAUAUGUUAACGACAUAGAGAAGGGGAACACUAUCAAGAAGGUACCUAUCCAACGCCGGCCACGCUAUGGCUCCCUGCCCCGUGGCUAUGGCUACACCGGCUCCUGGUGGACCUCCACAGAGUCUUUGUGCUCCAACACCAGCAUGGACAGCCGCCACUCCUCCUUCUCCUACUGUGCCCCAGGCUUCCACACGUCGCAGAGGCCCAGCUUCAGCACUGCCCGGGUGGAGAAGACACUGCUGGAUGCUCGCAGGAAGCUGGAGGAGGAGAAAGAGGGGAGGAGAUUCUCCAACCUGGGUAGCAUGCACAGCAGCGUAGCAGGCUCUAACACCUCUCUCAGCAGUGCACACAGCUUCAACCGAGCCCACGGUGGAGGCGGAUCCUUCACCCCAAUGAGUUCUGGCCUGUCCACCCCAGUGACCCCAACACCAGCACACCUGCAGCACGUCAGGGAGCAGAUGGCUGCGGCCCUCAGGAAAAUAAGGGAGCUUGAAGAGCAGGUGAAGACCAUCCCUGUGCUGCAGGUCAAAAUCUCUGUGCUGCAGGAGGAGAAAAGGCAGCUCAGCGUUCAGCUGAAGAGCCAGAAGUUUCUGGGUCACAGUCUGGGCUUCAGCCGAGGUCGUUCCCGAGGAGAGCUCUACAUCGACAUCCCUGAAGAAGAGGUGAACACUGCAGCUAAGAGCAGCAACAAGCCAGCCGGGCCAAUGUCUCCCACCACACCCGAGGGCUCCAAGCUUCAAGACUCAGGGUGUGAGAUUGAGGACACAGUGAUUGUGGCUGGAGCACGACCAGAGGCAAAGCGGGAGGUGCGCACCAUCGCAGUGGGACCAGAGGACUUGAGGGGCAGUCGUCAGGUGGGAGUUGGUGUUCGGGAAGAGGAUCUGGGGCUGCUGCCAGAGACGGAGGCUCUUAAGAAUCAAGUGGGUCAGCUUGAGGGCCAGCUAAAGAGGACGGUGCAGGAGCUGCAGGAUGCGCAGCAGCAGGUUGUGGCAGCCCAGAAGGCCCCUCAGGCAGAGCAUCCAGUCAUGGCUACCAACGUGGGCUGGCAGGAACCACAAGGCUGCAACCUGCACACUCUGGUCAGCUUCACACAGCUUCCCCAGCAGAGAGAACAGAGAACUGUGGGAAUCCAGGUGUACACACUGGAGCAGCCUACUGUGGUGGAGGUUGGCAAGCUGCUCCGAGCAGAAACCUGCAGCUUACCCUCCCUUAAACCAGCUGGUGGAGUAGAGGAGGGCCAGCACAAAGGGCAAACUGAAGAUGCUCCAGUUGAGUUGCCGAUUGCAGUCAGCUCCAAGCAGGUGCGAGAUGUCCUAAAGUGCGAGUUGUCCACUUCAGUACCUGUAGCCAGUCCUGCCAUUGCUGUAAGCAAGUCUGAAAAUCAGAUUGGUUUGUUGCACUCAAAAGAAGAAGAGACACACCUGCAAACAUCCACAGAGGCUGUCCAGUCACAAGAAGGUCCUAAGACAGCCUCAUCUCCCCAGUCUUCUCUGAGGUCCAUUAUGAAGCGGAAAGCAGAAGGUGAACCAGGAUCUCCUUCGACAAAGAAGAACCUACAGUUCAUUGGAGUUAAUGGAGGCUAUGAGUCCACAUCCUCAGAGGAUAGCAGCAGCGAGAGCUCAGAUGAGGCAAGUGACUCCAGCGAAUAUCACGAAGCCAGAGAAAAACUACCCGAGUCAGCAAUCCAGCACCAGCAAAUAACCCACAGCAAGGCUUCCCAGCCUCCAGAAAGCAACAGCGUACCUCAACAAACUGCUGUCAAACUACCAGCCGUCAUUCCAGACUCACAGCAGAGUGCCAGCCCGUCUGAGACUGUAGACACAAGUCUGCCAGACAAAGCCUCCCAGUCACCAGCGACAGACACUGCCACCAUAACUCCUCCUUGUCCAACAAACGAUGCUGCCUCUAAAGAGACUGUCAACCAGUCAUCAGAAAAACUUCUAGUCACACAGGAGAUCACCUCCACAUCAUCAAGCACUGAAUCCACUCCUGAACAAAGCUCCAUAACUUCCUCAGUUACCUGUUCCUCAUCGCCAUGUCUCACUACAACCACUGACCAGCAAUACACCGUCCAGUCAGAAACAACCGUCCUCUCCAGCCAAUCAGAGCCAAAGCCAGCAGCUGAAAGCAUCACAAAUGACACCGCCAUGGCGUCUGCCUCAGCAUCUGCCAAGCAAGUCAGACUGGAUCUGAGUGACAGCCUGAUGUCAGCUCUUGAAGCCCUGCAGAAAGCCCUGGGGGAACCCAAUGCCUUCAGCCAACAAGGAGCAAGGGCAGCCUACACCACCGUGCUGCAGGAGUGGCUGCGCGUGUCCUGUCACAAAGCAGCCGACACGGCUGUUGUCAAGGCCUAUAUGAACACCUUCGCCUCAGUCUCCCCUCAGCUGCUGGAGUUUGUGAUCAACAUGGCAGAUGGCAACGGGAAUACAGCGCUUCACUACACCGUCUCACACUCCAACUUCCCUGUGGUGAAACUGCUUCUGGACACUGGUCUGUGUAAUGCUGACAAGCAGAACAAGGCGGGCUACACGGCCAUCAUGUUGACAGCUCUGGCUGCCUUCCACUCAGACAGUGACCUUCAAACCGUCCUGCAGCUGCUGCGCACAGGGGACGUCAACGCCAAGGCCAGCCAGGCCGGUCAGACGGCGCUGAUGCUAGCGGUCAGCCAUGGUCGAGGGGACAUGGUGCGGGCGCUGCUGUCGUGCGGGGCACAGGUCAACAUCCGUGAUGACGACGGCUCCACAGCGCUCAUGUGUGCCUGCGAACACGGUCACGUGGACAUUGUGCGUCAGCUACUGUCUGUGCCAGGCUGUGAUGCCACUCUCACUGACAAUGAUGGCAGCACUGCUCUGUCCAUUGCCCUGGAGGCCAGCCAGAACGACAUUGCUGUGCUUCUUUAUGCUCACCUCAACUUUGCAAAGCCUCCUUCCCCUGUUUCACCGAAGUCUCCUCUCUUGGGUUCCUCUCCUCCUGCUGGUGAAACAAAAUAAAAGCCUGCUAUAUCCACUCCACAGUAACUACUCAUAUUACAGUGUGAUUUUCUUUUUCCAUCUGUGUAAUUACAAGAAACAAUGAGUUUGUGUGUGCGUUUGUUUUCACCCUCCAUAAUUUAAGUACAUUAUAAUGUGCAGAUAAUUACAUGAAAGCUAGCACCAUUGUAAUCCAUUGCUUUUUGUACACUGUGGUCUUUUUCAAUCACAGUGGGGGUUUAAAAACAUGGAUUCUUGUGUGUGCUGUCAUCUGAAAAAAUGAACAUCUAGCGGCUGUCCAGACUUGCAGCGAUCCAGUUGUCAGCACUGUUUUUAGUGGCACUUACAAGUCAAAUCUAUUCACUAAAAUUCAUUAUACAGUUUAUUAGUAUACACUUGUUUUAUUCCAUAUGAAUCUCUUAUUAGUUCAUAGAGCGAUGUGUUUUAUUGUAAUGUGUACAAUAGCUCUUAAACAGUAGCAUCAUUAUUAUGUGUGUGACCAUCACAGUCAUUUGGAAUAACAAAAGCCACCCCUCUCAUGGAUAAGUGUCCUUGCAUCAAGUAGCUCAUUGGUGCUACGAAAAUCUAAUACAGAAAACACCACUUCAACAGAAAACCAAUAUUUAUACACAAGAUUUAUUUACUGUAGAGUAUUUUUGAUAUUGAUUUUUUUUUAAAAUUUUGACUUAAUUCAGGACCUACAAUGAUUUUUUAUUUCCCAAACAAUUUUUAACUUAUUACACAUUUUUAAUAACUAGAGGACAAAAAUCAUUUAAUGUGUCGACCACAUUUCCCAAAACGAACCCAAAGAUGAAUUUCUCCGAUCAGCUCUGUGACACUGUAUAUCGUGGUGAUUAUAUAAUAUGGGGGUAAUUUUGUGUCUUUAUUAUGUAAUCAAACAGAAAAGUUUUCAGAAGAAAACUAUUCACACUGCAUCAGAAAAAAAGUUUUAUUGCAGGCAAAAUAAAUGUGUGAUUCAGAAUGUAUUAGUGCAGAUCAAAAAUCCAGAAGUUUUGCUUUUAAAACUAAAAGUUCUGUUUUCAAUUUCCAAAGUUUUACCGGAUCUCUUGGGGAGGUACUACACUGGUGUUUCCUGAUAUGUCCCUUUUAAUAAAGCAGGGGCCAAUAGAGACUUGUCUUGCAGCUGUUAACAUCGGUCCUGCCUACAAGUACCAGCUCAACAGCACACAAGUUUUCUAUACGCAUUUUAAUCACAAAUUUAUUUUACCUGCAAUUAACAUGUUGUGAUUGCAGUGUUUUGUUCUCAAACCAGUUCUGUUUGAUUAGCCCCAUUAUUAAAAUAUUGACAUCAGUGGGAAGGAAGAAAAAGGUCAACAUUAUUCUCCGAAGGCUACGGUACUAUGGUCUUUGUAUUUUUAUACGUGAAGGUAUUUUGGAUGAUAGUAAGGAAAGAUUAGAGUGUAUCUGUGUUUGUAAUAUUCUCUGCUUGUAAGAUUUAACGAGACUUAGUUGAGAAGUGACUGAAAGCACCUCCGCUGUGGUCAUACUGGUAAGAUUUGUCAGGGAACCAGAAAGUGACUGAUUGGAGUCUUUUAAGGACGUGCCGUGUAAGAUGUGAAUAUCAAAAUAAUAUAUGUCAAUAUAAACUGGUAGUUGUUGUGCCUAAAAUCAAAUUCCUUGAACAAAAGUGCAGAGGUUAUUGAUGUCAGUUACAUUUUAAAGACUUUUUCACAAUUUUCAUAUUCACUGUUAAGCAAUUUAAUUUUUAUAAACUUUCAAUUUUUUUAAUUUAAGUAUAUCUUUUUAUACAUUUAGAAUUUUAAAGCUCACACCUACUUUAUGUAACCGCACAGCUCCUUAGUUUAUGUUUUAUGAAGGUUUAUGUAAAAUUCUAGACUGUUGUUCCUCUUCUAAUUUGUGCAUUUUGGAAAACCAAUGAUUUAAUAAAUGUGGACCACACUG